AUGGACCAGUCCAUGCGCGACACAUUCGCGAAGCGUGCCGUGCAACUGCGCGAGUACAUCUUCUCGCAACCAACCCACCAGUUCAAGAAUAACCCCUGGGCCGUCGCCCAUGCCAUUGAUGAAUUCGCCGAGACGCAUGGCCACAUGAUGAUCUUCAAUGAGAAAAAGCUCCAAGUCGCUCAGGCCCAGCUCGCGGCACAACAGCCCGCGCCACGCACCAUUCUGGAGUUUGGCGCGUUCGUGGGGAAAUCGGCCAUUGCCUGGGGCGCGAUUCUCCGCGACAUCUAUGGCGAGAAGGUCCCCGAGGACGUCCACGUCUACACCUUUGAGCUGGACCCGCAGAUGGUCUUGUUGGCGCGGGAGUUGAUCCAACUCGCCGGCAUUCAUGAUCUGGUGCAUGUCCUCGAAGGGCCCGCGUCCGAGUCGCUGCAGAAACUGCACCGCGAGGGCAAGGUGAGCAGUGUGGACAUGGCAUUCUUCGACCACUGGGAGAAAUACUAUCUCCCGGAUCUGCAAUUGAUUGAAGACCUGAACCUAUUUCGCACUGGGUCUCUGGCCAUCGCGGAUAAUACCGAUUUCCCGGGCGCGCCGGAUUAUUUGAAGUAUGUGAAGGCGGGUGGCAAGGGGACUGCUGGAUCGGUCAAAUAUGAGAGUCGGUCAUUUGAGACGGAGAGUCGGCCGGGGAAGCCGAGUGUGGUGGAAGUCAGCACGGUGGUGGCUACGGAGUAA
Penicillium canariense is the source of this 729-nucleotide messenger RNA. RefSeq names its product putative O-methyltransferase. NCBI's taxonomy places the organism in Eukaryota, Fungi, Ascomycota, Eurotiomycetes, Eurotiales, Aspergillaceae. Bases 1 to 729 code for a protein of 242 amino acids. The transcript has 2 exons. The record is from RefSeq and is a predicted model, not a curated record. Gene Ontology annotation, molecular function: O-methyltransferase activity.